CAUGCGCAGUCUCUUCUGGUUCUAGACCCGGCGGCUCGGCCCGGCGUGCCUUUUCAGUAAGUAACAGAUGCGGGUGAAAGAGCCUUCCAGACCUUUGCCUGAGAAAGCCAAAAGAAGUAAAAGGCCUGCUCUACCUCAUGAUGAAGACUCUUCAGACGACAUUGCUGCAGGUUUCACUUGCCAGCAUGUAAGUCAUGCUAUCAGUGUGAAUCAUGUGAAGAAAGCAAUAGCUGAGAAUGUGUUGUCAGUUUGCUCAGAAUGUUUAAAAGAAAGAAGGUGCUGUGAUGGGCGGCCAGUACUUCCCUCUGACAUUUGGUUGUGCCUCAAGUGUGGUUUUCAGGGAUGUGGUAGAAACUCAGAAGGCCAUCAUUCACUGAAGCACUACAAGAGUUGGAGAACAGAAUCUCAUUGUAUUACAGUUAGUCUGAGCACAUGGAUUAUAUGGUGUUACGAAUGUGAUGAAAAAUUAUCUACACAGUGUAAUAAGAAGGUUUUGGCUCAAACAGUUGAUUUUCUCCAGAAGCAUGUUUCUAAAACACAAACAGGUGCAUUUUCUAGAAUCCUAAAACUUUGUGAGGAAAAAUGUGAAACGGGUGAAAAAAGGAAGGGAAGAAAGGGCAGCAGUGUACCGUCUGUGAAAGGAAUUUCAAAUUUAGGAAAUACUUGCUUUUUUAAUGCAGUCAUGCAGAACUUGGCACAAUCUUACAUUCUUAUGGAACUGAUGAAUGAGAACAAAGAAAAUGGGACAAAACUCAAGAUUUUUCCUUCUCCAGACUCUCAGCUGGACCCAUUAAUAGUGGAACUUUCAAGCCCUGGACCAUUGACCUCAGCCUUGUUGGUGUUUCUUCACAGCAUGAAGGAGACUGAAAAAGGACCACUUUCUCCUAAAGUUCUUUUUAAUCAGCUUUGUCAGAAGGCCCCUCGAUUUAAAAGUUUCCAGCAACAGGACAGUCAGGAGCUUCUGCAUUAUCUGCUGGAUGCAGUGAGGACAGAAGAAACAAAGCGAAUACAAGCUAGCAUUCUAAAAGCAUUUAACAACCCAACUACUAAAACUGCUGAUGAGGAUACUAGAAAAAAAGUCAAAGCAUAUGGAAGAGAAGGUGUGAAAAUGAACUUCAUAGAUCGGAUCUUUAUUGGUGAAUUAACUAGCACAGUCAUGUGUGAAGAAUGUGCAAAUAUCUCCUCAGUGAACGAUCCUUUUAUUGAUAUUUCACUUCCUAUAAUAGAAGAAAGGGUUUCAAAACCUGUACUUUUGGGAAGAAUGAGUAAAUGUAGACGUUUGCAGGCGACAGAUAAUGGUCAAUACAGUGACACUGUUACUAUAGAAAAUACUCCUCAACCCAGAGCCACCAAGAACCAGUCUUCAUCUGAAGAUAAGAAUCAACUAGUUCAUGGCAGAAAAUGGGUAAGAAAAUGGUCAUCUGGAGAAGAUCGGGCAGUCGUCGUGCACCGGAAACGUGGGCCCCCUGAGAGGAACGGGGCAUCCCCAGCGGCGGCGAGCACCGCGAAUACCGAGUCGACUCUGACCGAAAGCGCCACGGAUGGCAGUGAGAGGGAGGCCGGCCCUUCUGAGAGCAGCGCUGAUGCGGACAGCGAGCCUUCCGAGUCCGAAAGUGCUUCUGAGCAGCCUGUGCUCUUCGUGUCCCCCGGCGGCUGCCGUGUGCAGCCGCGCGCCCCCUCUCCGCAGCCGCCGGCCGUUGCACCACCCACCCGCGAGCCUGGCCGCGGUGAGGAGCGAGUGGCCGAGGCGAUUUCUGAACUUCGUCUGAGCAGCCCUGUAACUGGAGAGAGAGAUUUUGAUAGAGAAAAUAAGCCACGGGGUGUUCGGAGGAGUGUGUGCUCUUCGGAGGAGAAGCGUGUGCUGUCUCCUCGCCCCCCAAAUGCCUUUCAGACCCUUUCUCGGAGCUAUGUGACUGCCUCUAAAGAAUGCUCGCUUCAGUCCUGUUUCUACCAGUUUACAUCUAUGGAAUUACUAAUGGGGAAUAACAAGCUUCUGUGUGAGAAUUGUACUGAGAAGAAACAGAGGCACCAAAAGGAAACCGGUUCUGCAGAAAAGAAAGCAGAAGGAAUUUAUACUAAUGCCAGGAAACAAUUGCUCAUUUCUGCUGUUCCAGCCAUCCUAAUUCUCCAUCUUAAAAGAUUCCAUCAGGCUGGCUUGAGUCUUCGAAAAGUAAACAGACAUGUAGAUUUUCCACUUGUGCUUGAUUUAGCACCAUUCUGUUCUGCUACUUGUAAGAAUGUAAGUGUGGGAGAUAAAGUUCACUAUGGUCUCUAUGGCGUGGUGGAACACAGUGGCUCCAUGAGAGGAGGUCACUACACAGCUUAUGUGAAAGUGAGAACACCCUCCAGGAAAUUAUUGCAGCGCAUCACUGGAAAGACAUACGUACCUGAUUUGAAGGAACCUGAUAGUGAAUCGACAGGCCAGUGGGUCCACGUUAGUGACACUUACGUGCAGGUGGUUCCAGAAUCAAGAGCGCUGAGUGCCCAAGCGUACCUUCUUUUUUAUGAAAGAAUAUUAUAAUUAUCUGGUAAUACUUAGUGAUGAUGAUGAUUUUAGAUCUCUUUUGUUUAAAUGCUGCAACCAUAACCAUAAUAUAGUAAUGUGCCUUUCUAGUCUUUUCUGUAGGAAUAGCAUGUCCCUCAAAUGCCUCUGAAGAUUUUACCACUUUGGUGAAUCCUUUUAAUGUAAAUCAAAUUUACUCAAUGCUUCCAAACUUAUAUUCUUAAAAUACAUGUAAACAAAUGUUUUUAAGGAAUAUUUAUCCUAG
This is a messenger RNA of Lontra canadensis (Northern American river otter), 2768 nucleotides long. It is a transcript of the gene USP45, whose product is annotated as ubiquitin specific peptidase 45. Gene Ontology annotation, biological process: protein deubiquitination. The record is from RefSeq and is a predicted model, not a curated record. NCBI's taxonomy places the organism in Eukaryota, Metazoa, Chordata, Mammalia, Carnivora, Mustelidae. The coding region runs from base 68 to 2521 and encodes 817 amino acids. The transcript is spliced from 18 exons. Gene Ontology annotation, molecular function: zinc ion binding; cysteine-type deubiquitinase activity.